CGCACUGUCACGGAAUAUGUCUUCAGGUGACGCCUCGACUUGAUAGAGCGAUUACUGUUGCUCUCUCCGCUUGCUGGGCGGCAGGUUCGAAGGUCGCUUCUCGGACUGUCUCUGGAUCUGUGCAUGACGAAUGCAAUAGCGCGGUUGUAGUCUGCACGUAGCCCAGGAUGGUCGCCGGUUGUGUCAAUAUGCUAGCGGUCGUUGGCUUCGUAAUAGUCGCAGUGCCAACUUCACUAUGGCUAUAUGCAAAGUACAGGUCCAAGAAGCCGCUAGUAUAUGCGAAGAAGGACGGCGAGUUGUUCGAACGGGUCGACAAGUAUAUACCAGCCUUGAAGAAGGUGUACACUCCACCAUGGUGGUGCCCCUUCGGCGAUGCGCAGACUAUACUGAGUGCCUUCAGAGCCUGCCCUGACUUGCCCUUUGUCAGAGAAGUGAUCGAGUUUGCGGACGGAGGCGCGUUAGGUAUCGAUUGGCUUUUCCAAGAAAAUUGUCCAGAAGACGCACCCAUUAUUCUAUUCUUGCCUGGCAUAACAGGCUCAACCCGAGAUUGUCAAUAUAUCCUGUAUCCAGCGCAACAACUUUACGAGAAGAGUUGGAGAGUCGUUGUAUACAAUCCUCGGGGUCUAGGUGGUGUUAAUCUCAGAAAUAGAAUAGCUUACAAUUCCGUGCGGCAUCAUGAUGUUGCAGAGGUAGUGAAGCGUGUGUCGGUGAAAUAUCCGAAAGCUAAAAUGGUUGGCUGCGGCUUCAGCAUGGGAGGUAUGGUGUUAUGGAACUACUUAGCAACCUGUGCUACCAAGGAAGAUGCAAUUCUCAAAGGGGCGCUCGUUGUCUCGUCACCUUUCGAUCCAAAGUGGACUACAAGUUCAUUGGAGAGUUUCUUCGCAAAGCAUACUUACAAUCGCCACAUUACGAAAAAACUCGUUGCUUUUGCUGAUAAGUAUAGGGAAUAUUAUGAAAAUCAUGAGAUGAUGAAUUUUGAUCUCGUACUAAAAUCGGUGACACUUCGCGAGUUUGACUCACGUUUUACGGCACCAUUGUUUGGAUAUGAAUCCGCUGAUCAUUAUUAUGCGGAUGCGGCGCCCAACAAAAAGGUGCAUAAGAUAUGUGUUCCAACACUAUGUUUGAAUGCUGAUGACGAUUGCUUCAGUCCGUUAGAGGCUAUCCCAACUGAAGCCGUCAAAGAGAGCGAUUCGGUCGUCAGUGUAGUGACAAGCGGAGGUGGACAUACAGCUUUUCUUCGAAGCGCAAAUCCCAACAAGGGUGGCUUGGUUGACGAACUGCUCAUGGAGUGGGCUACUAUGCUUAUCGAGGAUCUUCACUAAACCAGAAUUUCUUUUGUUACAAACUUCAUGCUAGUUAAUGACGCUUAGAUUUUUCCAAAUCAAAUGUGGAUCUCUGCUAAGGGUUGAAUUUCAGGUUAUUUAUUAGAUUAGAGCUCAAUAGGAUUGUGAUUUUAGACUUUGAAGUUUUAAUAGCUGAACUCAAUAUGCUUAGUAGUUUUCAGAAACUGAUUGAGCUUUGGAUAACAUAUCCUUAGGUAGCUUUGAUUAGUUAUCGAUUCGUGCUUCAUAACAUG
This is a messenger RNA of Cylicocyclus nassatus, 1576 nucleotides long. The record is from the annotation of a GenBank genome assembly. Lineage: Eukaryota; Metazoa; Nematoda; Chromadorea; Rhabditida; Strongylidae.